AUGCUCAGAACGCGGCCUAUAAACGAGAGCGAGCUCGACAGGCGGCGCGAAAAGGACCUGAGCGAGUUCAAUUUCCCGAAACUCUUCAGCAGGCAGGUUGAUUACGCCAAGGUCGACCGGCCUGCGCUCGAGUCGUACAUCGAGCAGAAGACGAAUGAACUCGUUCCUGACGACGACAUAAUUGUCGAGUUCAUCUACAACCUCGUGUUUGAGGAGAAAAUAGGCCCGAAAGAUCUGUGUCUGCAGUUGAAGCCGAUGCUGGACGAGAAAACACUGGACUUUGUCCACGAGCUGUGGAAAAAAAUGAUCGAGAGCGAGCAGGAGAAGAAAGACACCUACAGGGAACGAGACGGGCGCAGAGCACAACGCGUGCACGACGAUCGGAACGAGGAUCGACAGCGGAAACUCCAUGGUAAAAGCAAGUCCUUCAAACGGGCUAAAUACAAAAGGUCCUAUCGCAAGUAG
This is a messenger RNA of Ogataea haglerorum, 465 nucleotides long. RefSeq lists its product as uncharacterized. Bases 1 to 465 code for a protein of 154 amino acids. The record is from RefSeq and is a predicted model, not a curated record. Gene Ontology annotation, biological process: mRNA processing. The transcript has a single exon. Lineage: Eukaryota; Fungi; Ascomycota; Pichiomycetes; Pichiales; Pichiaceae.